Trichophyton rubrum CBS 118892 is the source of this 590-nucleotide messenger RNA. RefSeq lists its product as uncharacterized. NCBI's taxonomy places the organism in Eukaryota, Fungi, Ascomycota, Eurotiomycetes, Onygenales, Arthrodermataceae. Bases 105 to 530 code for a protein of 141 amino acids. The transcript has 4 exons. The record is from RefSeq and is a predicted model, not a curated record.
UAAGCAGCAGCAGCAAGGCUAGUUCGACCGACGGCAGACUGAGAGGAGCAGCAGAACACGAACAAGAGCGCUUGUCUGGAUAAGAGAGUGGAACGAGACCCGACAUGUCUGCGUCACUGGCACCGGAAUGCAACGAGAUCAAGGAGAGAUACGACUCGUGCUUUCUCAAGUGGUAUAGUGAGAAGUUCCUUCGAGGUAACACGUCGACGAACGAGUGCGAGGAGGUCUUUCAGCAGUACAAGAAGUGUCUGUUUGUAAGUAAAACAACCCAGAGCAGCAAACUUGAACUUUCUUUGAAUUUGGCGGAGGCUGGCAGACACUCGACUGUUGUCAGACGAGGAGAAAAGACCGGAAGUCUGUCAGGCGGGCGGAGUGAAGGAACCAAGGGGGUGGAAGGAGUGCAAGCAUGUCAACCAGCUAACAUCCAACAGAGGACCCUGAAGGAGAAAGGAAUUGACGUGAUGCUUGACGAAGCGAGGAGUUCGAACCGGGAACAGGACGCAGAUUUCUUGUCGAAGAAGAGCAAAUGAAAUGAAAAAAACCUAGGUAACUGUUUGAUCAUUGCACUUGAAUUGGCUGUUACUCUUUUU